Carica papaya (papaya) is the source of this 2828-nucleotide messenger RNA. The record is from RefSeq and is a predicted model, not a curated record. Lineage: Eukaryota; Viridiplantae; Streptophyta; Magnoliopsida; Brassicales; Caricaceae.
UUCAACCAUCUUUUUGGCAGCAAAAUCUGUGCAGAGAUUCAAAGUAUGACGAGGGAUCUAAUUAAGAGAGUUGUCAAUGGUGCAAGUGAUAUUUUCUGGGAAAUCCCAGUCCAAGUGGAGCUACAAAGGAAGAGCUCACCACCUGUAGAUGGCAGAGUUCCAAGACUUGUGAGCUAUGUAACUUACUACUGCAAUCAACUUCUUGGUUGUAAAUACAGGCCAGUCUUGACCCAGAUCUUGGAAAUACAUCAGGGCUGGAAACAAGAGAAAUAUCAAGGAGAACUUCUCAACAGUCAAGUGUAUUACACACUAAAAGAAAUUGCCCUCAAUUUGGAUUCAUGGUCAAAGGCCUAUCACAAUAUUGCCCUGUCUUAUCUUUUCAUGACUAAUAAUCACAGCCAUUUCUACAAUCUGAGAGUCACACAACUGGGGAAAAUGAUGGGAGAUUCUUGGAUAACAGCUCACGAGAAGUACAGGGACUAUUAUGCUGCACUCUACUUGAGCGAGAGCUGGGGAAAGCUUGCAGCCUUCCUAAACCAACAGGAAACAGAAGCAGCUGAUGUGGCCUCUGCAAGGGCAAGAAACAUUGAUGAGUCAGUGAAGAGGAGGCUGAAGGCAUUCAAUGAUGCUUUUGAUAAGAUGUAUGAGCAGCAGUCCAGUUGGGUCAUCUCCGAUGAGAUCCUGAGAUUGAAUAUGUGUCAACUUGUGGUGAAGACUCUUGUUCCUGCCUACAGGACAUAUCUGCAGGAUUGUGCAGUUCUGCUUGAAGAGGAUGCUGGUAAUGGCAAAUAUCUCAGAUACACUGACAAGCACAUAAUGACUAUGCUCUGCUCCCUGUUUCAGCCAAAGCUAAUGAAGCAGAGAAGCACCAAAUCCACGCAUUUUGUUGGUAAAAUAAAAGGUCUUGUAACCAAUCACUUUCAUUUGACACUUGCAGCUCCAUGAGAUUUGUACAAUGCAGUGUUCUCUUCACAUUCUUAAUCCAGGAAGAAAGGGCAAAUAGAAAACCCACCAAACUGACCAAUUUUCUUUGUUCCUCUUUAUUCUCCUUGUGAAUGCCUAAUGUAUUUACUUUUGGAUGACAACCUCCUUAACUUCUAUUUGAUUCAAGUAGUGGAAAAUACUCUCUUAUAAUGCUUUGAAGUGAAAAUGCUGUAUCAUGCCCUUAUCCAUCAUAUGCAAAAUCAAACUUUUGCUUAAAUUACAGUUUUACCUUAAAAUAAUACUUAUAGAAAAGGACUAAUAUCAAUUUCAUGCCUCUGUUGUUUGUAGUCUCUUCUGUGUAAUCAGAAAUGAUGUCAAUAUGAUAGUCCUUAACUCACUAGCAGAAGUUCAGCUGAAAAAGUAUUGGCAACACAAUUUAACUAUUCCUCUUUUUUUAUUACAAUGUUUGAACAUGAAUAAUAGACCAACCAUUAAGCUGAAACAAACUCAACAAGAAAGCAUUUCAUUGACCUCAAGCUCAAUAACGAGUGACAGAGUAUAAUACAAAUAUUAUCAUAACUGUCCCUUCUAUUUUACCUGCUUCAAUUGUCUUACCUUUUCAAACUCUGCAAGGGCAUAAUUCUUUUCCACUUCCCAAGCAAGUUGUGACAUACUAUUAAAUGAGGACUUUGCACUCUUUUCAUCUGUCACUUCCCGGGGAAAAGAAAUCCGGACAUCAAAAGUACCCUUAGGAGGAGAAUAAAUACGCAAGUCAAAGCCUAGCCGAUCAACCCAUAUCAUCUUUGCUUCUGAUACCUGCCAUGUAAAUGAAAUCCAAUGGAAAGCAUAAGGUGAACAGAUUUAGAAUUCCAGCUUAGCUUGGCAAAUACUCAAUAGCACAAGUAACAUGAGUGUAUUACUUCUGCUAUGCAACAUCGCAUUUCAGGUUUUUUUUUUUGAAAUGACAUUUCAGGUAAAAGUUAACCUCUUAUCAUGAUUGUCAAGAAUAACGUCAUUGUUUUCUUCUACAAGUACAAGAAUUUAGCAUUUUUAGAACCAAUUAAUUCCAAAUUUAGGAAGGCAGCCAAUCGCUUAUCAUGAUUGUGGACUAAUGUACUUAAGAUGUUUGAGUGUUAUUGGAUUUUGCCACCAACUGUUGAAUGAUUCCUCUGUAUGUUUAUUGAAGGGGAUGGAAUCAAAAAAGCAGCUUGGAAAUGGAUUAUCUUUGCAUGUCUUCGGAGCAUUUGGCUGGCGCAUAAUUUGAUCAUUUUUAACAAAAGAAAUCGCUUGUAUUACGAGCUGUGGGAGAGAUCAACUUUCUUGGCCACCUUAUGGGCUAAAGGGCACACUCAUUUUCCUAACAUCUCUAUUACUGACCUCCACCAUCAAUGGGAUAUUUUCAUACCUGAUAUGUAGCCUUUCUGCUGAAGUCUAUUAAGGCUAUUAUUAACUGUUGAUUUGCAGCCAAGCAAGACUGGAGUUUUUUGGCAUUAUGUUUAGAUUGAGGGAUAAGGAGAAAAAGGAAAGGAAAGGAUAUGAUGCUCACCAUCCUUUCCCUCAUUUUGAUAGAAAGAGAACUUUUUUUUUUGUGAGAUAAAAGUGUGAUAUGCAUUGAUUAGAGCGCUAAGGGAGUACCAGCCAUGGACAAAAGAAAAAAUUUAUAGAUCAAUCAAUAUAUCUACAAUGGAACCAAGAUCCUCCAAAGUUGUGACCUAAGAUAAUAGAAAGAUAACUAUUAAUAGGGAAAAAGGAGAACGCAAAUUAUUUAAAACUUUUGAGGAGAGAUUCUAUUUUAUCCUUAUUACUUAACUUGUUAUUCUAUGAAUAAAGGAUAUGAUUAUUUCCUUAGAACAAAUAAUUUCCUUUUCUUUAUAAAGUUAAAUCAGAUAAUAAGUUGCAAAAUC